Messenger RNA from Prinia subflava (tawny-flanked prinia), 1378 nucleotides. It is a transcript of the gene ONECUT3, whose product is annotated as one cut homeobox 3. Gene Ontology annotation, biological process: regulation of transcription by RNA polymerase II. Gene Ontology annotation, molecular function: RNA polymerase II cis-regulatory region sequence-specific DNA binding; DNA-binding transcription factor activity, RNA polymerase II-specific. The coding region runs from base 185 to 1378 and encodes 397 amino acids. NCBI's taxonomy places the organism in Eukaryota, Metazoa, Chordata, Aves, Passeriformes, Cisticolidae. The record is from RefSeq and is a predicted model, not a curated record. The transcript is spliced from 3 exons. Gene Ontology annotation, cellular component: nucleus.
GGCGGUGGAGGAGGAGGAGGAGGCGGCGGCGGCGGCGGGGGGGGUGGGGGAGGAAGGCAGCGAGCGAGCGGGCGAGGCAGCGGCAGAGCCCGGCGGCCACCAUGGAGCUGGCGAUGGAGAACCUGGGCAGCCUGCACGGCGUCCCAGCUCGCACCGCAACCUGGUGCCGCACGGCCGGCCCGCCAUGGUCUCGGGCAUGGCCUCCAUCCUGGAGGGGGGCGACUACCGCGGCGAGCACAGCCUGGGAGCCCCGCUGCACCCCGCCAUGAGCAUGUCCUGCGAGUCGCCCUCCGGCAUGAGCCUGAGCAGCACCUACACCACGCUGACUCCCCUGCAGCACCUGCCGCCCAUCUCCACCGUCUCGGAGAAGUUCCACCACCCGCACCACCACCACCACCACCAUCACCCACACCAGCGGCUGGCCGGCAACGUCAGCGGGAGCUUCACCCUCAUGCGCGACGAGCGGAGCUUGGCCUCCAUGGGCAACCUCUACAGCCACUACCCCAAGGACAUGCCGGCCAUGGGGCAGCCCCUAUCGCCGCUGCCCAACGGGCUGGGAAGCCUCCACAACGCCCAGCAGCCGCUGGCCCCCUACGGCCCCGCCGGCCACUUGCCCAACGAGAAAAUGCUCUCGCCCAACGGCUUCGACUCGCACGCCGCGAUGCUGUCCCGGGGCGAGGAGCACCUGGCGCGGGGGCUGGCGGCGCCCAGCUCGGCCAUGAUGCCGCCGCUCAACGGGAUGCACCCGCACGGCCACCCGCACGGCCAGCCCGGCGCCUCGCUGCUGGGCGAGCGGGAGCGCCCCGCGCCCGGGCCCGGCUCCCAGCCCGGCGCCUCCGGGCAGGUGGAGGAGAUCAACACCAAGGAGGUGGCUCAGCGGAUCACGGCCGAGCUGAAGCGAUACAGCAUCCCGCAGGCCAUCUUCGCGCAGAGGAUCUUGUGCCGCUCCCAGGGGACCCUCUCGGACCUGCUGCGGAACCCCAAGCCCUGGAGUAAGCUCAAGUCCGGCCGGGAGACUUUCCGCAGGAUGUGGAAAUGGUUGCAGGAGCCGGAAUUUCAGAGGAUGUCGGCGCUCAGGCUGGCAGCUUGCAAACGCAAGGAGCAGGAGCAGCAGAAGGACCGGAGCCUGCAACCCAAGAAGCAGCGCCUGGUCUUCACGGACCUGCAGCGCCGCACCCUGAUCGCCAUCUUCAAGGAGAACAAGCGCCCGUCCAAGGAGAUGCAGAUGACCAUCUCCCAGCAGCUGGGCCUGGAGCUCAACACCGUCAGCAACUUCUUCAUGAACGCGCGCCGGCGGUGCAUGAACCGCUGGCAGGAGGAGCCAGGCGCCAACCCCGGGGUCCCCUCGACGUCUACAAGCACUUUCUCCAAAGCAUGA